GCUUGUGGCUUGUCUCUCCUCACUGUUUUGGGGUCCAAGUUUCCAUCCAUUGGCACCUUUACAAAGCACAAGGGGCAAGGAUCUAAAGUGCCUGCCAACUGAAAUUGGGACGCAGAGGAUUUCGAAGAGGAGAGCAAUAGGAUUGAAGUUGACAUUACAAUACCAAACACCGCGCGGCAACGCGUUGAUUGCUGUUCUGCUUACCGCUGAAGCCGGGGCAAACUCCCAUUGGCAUCAACUACUACCUGUGUGGAGGAGGUCAAGCAUAGCUGGCAGACUAGGAGGUCACUCGAUGUCGUCGGAGCAAGACCUCUUGUACCAGCGAAAGUAUGCUGUCAGCUCGGACGGAGACCACUCUCUCCACGGCGACAUUUCAGCGGGGGGAAUGUCGAACAAGAACACUGAGUGGAUUCAGAACUCGUAUACGUGGGUGAUGUAUGUCCUCUUUAUCGCAACCAUCUGGGGCGUGGUGCACAUGACCCAGAUCUUCAGUGUCGCAAAGUCUACGACAAUGGUGAACGUGGUACAUGGCUUGAUUACCUUCUACUUCUUUCAUUGGACGAAGGGUUCUCCGGACGAGUUCACCCAGGGGGAGUGGAACGGUUUGACGUUUUGGGAGCAGCUUGACGCAGGGGUGCCGUGGACGAAGACCAAGAAGUUUAUGAUGAUCGUACCCACCGUCUUGUGUCUGAUCCCGCUGGUGGUUAGCGAUUACCAACCAAGAUACCUAGCGGUUAACCUGCCGGUGUGCUGUAUUCUCCUCUUGGCAAAGUCCCCCCUCAUGCACAGGGUGCGUAUACUCCACAUCAACGCCACCACCGGCAUCGACGACCGCGUAAAGAAGGAGUGAGGAUACGAUAGGACAACUCAGGCAGGGAGUUGCGCGCGGGCGUGGUAUGAGGGUCGGCGAGGAGUUGCAUGAGCCGCUGGCAGCCGGUUGCCCCACGUGUGACUUAACUUCUAUGAGAUCGAGAAACAGCUGGGCACGGAGGGUCAGAUGAAGGACUCGACGAAUGAGCUACAAAAGCACCACACGGAUGGGGGGGGAACUGUAGUCGCGUACGGUUUGGUGCACCGGUAACCGGGCGGGAGCUAGCGCACGGGCGGACUUCUGUAUGGGGUAUUCCGAGAGCGCAUGGCUUUUGUUUUUUUUUUCCAAGAAGAUGGGGGAGGAGAUUGAUGCAUGUGCCCUUGUGACGAGAGGAGCGGUCCAUGACGAAGGCGUGGGAGGGUGCGGGGGUUGACGCUGCCAGAGGAGGAUAGGAGCACUGCCCGCCGCGGGGAGCGCGAGUUGGCGCUUCGUGUGGCUUUUUUUGGUGAGCGCCACUACCACUGGUGAGGUAUGGAGGGUUGUGGUGGGUGCUGGACGGGCCCUGCUUAGCACCACAUCCCGGGAACGCGGCAAGCAUCACGGCGUUGCUUCAUUUCCCGUACGGGAAGGAAGGCGGUCUUGACCUUUUCUCUGGUCGUGCUCCGCAGCAAGCAACAACGACAGGGGGCCGCUGUUGUAGCUUUUGCGCGGGGCGGGGGUGCGGCAUAGUUCGAUGGGAAGAUGGAGCGCCGCCCGCCCCGGCUGCCUCUGGAUCACGGAGCUCGGAUCACCAAUCUCGUGCCCGUUGGCGAACACAACUCCGCCAUAUGCAGAAGUAGUUGGCUGAAGCUGGUGUAGCUAAGCGGGUGCAGCUACUCCUGUCGACGUCGCUACUGGCAGGCCAGGGUAGGUUUAUGGCCAAUGCGGCGGGAAAGGUGACAGCACGUCGGUAUGUUUGUGGGUGCCUCGUUCUCCUCCCCCCCCCCUUAAAGUUGUUGGGUUGGGAUUUCUUGCCGGCGCUGGAAAAAGACAAACUCGUGUAGUUUCGUGUCGGGGGUUUCCCAUGCGGUAUUGUACUAGGUUGGGUGUUGCGAAUUGCGUCUUGGUUGCGUGGCGGCUUGGUUGGCCUACUACCUGGCUGCGUCAACCAGGUACUGCUGUGUACCCAUUUUCGGUAGGGCGUGCUGAAGUUUGAGUUUGAGUAUCGUUGGUGCUUGGGACGGUGCGCGUGGUGCUUUGCGGUGGGGUGUGGAUUGGGUACAGCAGUAUCAGGUCGGCCAGUCGUUGAAGAAAAUUCACAUUGGGGGAACCUCGGCUGCUGUACUGUCGUCGCGUGCCUGUUGCAACUCCUAUGCCGUAUCGUGUUUGGGUUUUUGUGGCCGUUGAACGGCCCCCGGUGUCAAUACAUGUAAAUAUAUAGCGCUUUGGCGAAACUUUGGGCGGAAAAAUUAGUACGGCGCAAUUUGUGGCCAAAGAACGCGCAGUUAUGCUUGCCACAUGCGGAAUGCUUGCCACAUGCGGCCACCGGUUGCCGCGAUGCCCCCGUGCACUGCGUGUUCUUACGGUUUUGUGCGAACGCUAGAAAGGGCCCUCGACUCAUCGCAACAACAGCUGCUCGUCACGAGGCACGGGCCGCGUACCAGAUAUUGUACCAGCACAACUCGCUUGAUUCCAUCGCACCAGCACGUGAAUCCGUCCAUGUUCUUGUGGCACCGUGGAUAAGGACAACGUAAGCCUUGGGCAUUUAGCUCAACGCCAAUUAAAGCUUGGGCGUUUAAUGCACCUUGCUUUGAGAGCAAACCCUACCUAUGUGAUGCCACUUGUUGCAAACAAAUCAAAGCAACCGGUUGGGCAAACGCCAUACAGACAGUAGCGCCGGCAUCGAGGUUCUCAAACAACAGUGUCUCACAUACGCAAAAUAUUCGUUCCUCGUUAGUCCUCCGUGCUCGACGCAACCUAUUUGAUCAGGCCCUCGCUGUACUAGCCUACCCCCCCCUCCCCCCCCU
Molecule: messenger RNA, 2817 nt
Organism: Ectocarpus sp. CCAP 1310/34
Lineage: Eukaryota; Phaeophyceae; Ectocarpales; Ectocarpaceae
Source: the annotation of a GenBank genome assembly